CUUAGUGCCCUCCCCGGCUCCGCCACGGUCUCGCAGCCUUCCUCAGCCGAGCGAGGCUCGGUCGGCUGUAACCUCCCAGCUGGGCGCCCAGAGGCCCGCAGCCCCAGGUGCGCGCGGCCGCCCGGGCCCGCCCACCGCCGUCACGCGCGGCCUCAGCUCCGUCCCCGUUCGCUCCGCCCCGGCAGCGCCGCACUGCCGCCGCGUGGGGCGGGCUUGGCGGCUCAGGCCCAGAGUCCUCCCGGCCUCGCGCCCCUAUGUAAGGCCAGUCGCUUCGGUAGGGCCGCAGCGGCGGCGGGUGCUCACGAGCCUUUUCAGUCGGCGGGCCAUCCCCUGGUCCGUCCUCUGUCGGCCCACGGUGAGUACCCGCCGCGCACGCGCACAGCCCCCCGCCCCCCGCCCCAGCGUCCCGCCUCCGCGCGCCUCCGCGUCCUCCGACCUCCAGCCGCGCGCCGCGGGCAGCUGAGAGCGGCAUGCGGGACUACGACGAGGUGACCGCCUUCCUGGGCGAGUGGGGGCCCUUCCAGCGCCUCAUCUUCUUUCUGCUCAGCGCCAGCAUCAUCCCCAACGGUUUCAACGGCCUGUCGGCCGUGUUCCUGACGGCGACGCCAGAGCACCGCUGCCGGGUGCCGGACACCGCGAACCUGAGCCUCGCUUGGCGCAACCACAGUCUCCCGCUGCGGCUGCAGGACGGCCGCGAGGUGCCUCACAGCUGCCGGCGCUACCGGCUCGCGACGAUCGUCAACUUCUCGGCGCUCGGGCUGGAGCCGGUGCGCGACGUGGACUUGGAGCAGCUGGAGCAGGAGAGCUGCCUGGAUGGCUGGGAGUUCAGCCAGGACAUCUACCUGUCGACCAUCGUGACUGAGUGGAACCUGGUGUGUGAGGACGACUGGAAGGCCCCGCUCACGAUCUCCUUGUUUUUUGUGGGUGUGCUGAUGGGCUCCUUCAUUUCGGGGCAGCUCUCAGACAGGUUUGGUCGGAAGAACGUGCUGUUUGUGACCAUGGGCAUGCAGACAGGCUUCAGCUUCCUGCAGAUCUUCUCGAAGAACUUUGAGAUGUUUGCUGUGCUGUUUUUCCUUGUAGGCAUGGGCCAGAUCUCCAACUAUGUGGCAGCAUUUGUCCUGGGAACAGAAAUUCUUGGCAAGUCAGUUCGUAUUAUAUUCUCUACGUUAGGAGUGUGCAUAUUUUAUGCAUUUGGCUACAUGCUGCUGCCACUGUUUGCUUACUUCAUCAGAGACUGGCGGAUGCUGCUGCUGGCGCUGACUGUGCCGGGGGUGCUGUGCGUGGUGCUUUGGUGGUUCAUCCCUGAGUCACCCCGAUGGCUCAUCUCUCAGGGACGAUUUAAAGAGGCAGAGGUGAUCAUCCGCAGGGCUGCCCGAAUCAACGGGAUUGUUGCACCCUCAACCAUCUUUGACUCAAGUGAGCUGCAAGACCUAAGCUCCAAGAAGCAGCAGUCCCACAGCAUCCUGGAUCUGCUCCGAACCCGGAAUAUCCGGAUAGUCACCAUCAUGUCCAUAAUCCUGUGGAUGACCAUAUCAGUGGGCUAUUUCGGGCUUUCCCUUGACACUCCUAACUUGCAUGGAGACGUCUACUUGAACUGCUUCCUUUCGGCUGUGGUUGAAGUCCCGGCAUAUGUGUUGGCCUGGCUGCUGCUGCGGCACCUGCCCCGACGCUAUUCCAUGGCCACCGCCCUCUUCCUGGGCGGCGGCGUGCUUCUCUUUGUGCAGCUGGUGCCCCCAGAAUUGAAUUCUUUGGCUAUAGUCCUGGUGAUGGUGGGCAAGUUUGGAGUCACUGCUGCCUUUGCCAUGGUCUACGUGUACACAGCCGAGCUGUACCCGACAGUGGUCAGAAAUAUGGGAGUGGGAGUCAGCUCCACGGCGUCCCGCCUGGGCAGCAUCCUGUCUCCCUAUUUCAUUUACCUUGGUGCCUAUGACCGCUUCCUGCCCUACAUUCUCAUGGGGAGUCUGACCAUCCUGACAGCCAUCCUGACCUUGUUCCUCCCAGAGAGCUUCGGCACCCCACUCCCAGACACCAUCGACCAGAUGCUAAGGGUCAAAGGAAUAAAAUACAGGCAGACUCCAAGCCACACAAGGAUGUCAAAAGAUGGUGAAGAAAGCCCCACAGUCCUUAAAAGCACAGCGUUCUAACACAGCCGCCAGUGAGAAAGGAAAAGACUCUCCUGUCAGAAAUGGCUUGUGCAGACACUGAGUGCUUUGGAGGCAAAGGCCUGAUGGACACCCACACUCAGAGUUGCAUGUAGUCCUAGAGCACCCUCCCUCCAGGGACCCCGUGGCUACUGACAGACAACUUUGGAUAAAUCCUAACUAUUACAGUGAGGGACUUGGCACUUCCUAAGAACUCAACUAUUCACUAGAAUCAGUGGGAUUUGGAAGAAUAUGAGAAGCAUUUGCUAAAUUUACAUUUUAAUUUCAGGUUGCCUGAAAAGACCCCUGAUUGAACUAGAGGUCUAAUCCCUCCACCCCUCUCCCCCCAAAAUCUUUCCCCCAUUUCCCUCUAAUGGUGCACUUUAGAGGAAACGAAAUAAUUUCAUAGAGAGUUUGAUUUCUCCUAGAUUCUCAGUUACAAAGAAUAUUAACUGGGAUUGUUGCUUCCCUAGGACAGGAGAGCACAAGUCUGGGGAAACCUAAAAGUAAUUAAUAUGGAGAGGACUGAGCAGAUACAGAACACAGGCAAAUGCAUUGAUUUAUGAGACCUUAGACCACUCAGUGUGACCACUGGGGAGACUUGUUUACAUCUGAUCAAAGCAUUGGGCUUGUCGAGGCCCAUAAGAGAUGCAUCAUUGUAUCUCCUAUUCUUGUUUUCCACUGCUCUGUGAUCAAAUCUCCUAGCUACUGUGGUUUCUGGUGUAUGGCUUGAAGGAAGGAUAUCACUGAGAGAGACAAGCAAACUUGUCCCUUCUCCCAGAACUAUAAUGUGGAUUUUGAUUCUUUGUGUUUUGUUUAUUUGCUUGUUGUUUGUUUAUUGUAUCUUUUUCUCCUUAAGUUAUUUGCCCUUCAGAAUAGACUUAGGAAAGGCUGA
Molecule: messenger RNA, 3036 nt
Organism: Vicugna pacos (alpaca)
Lineage: Eukaryota; Metazoa; Chordata; Mammalia; Artiodactyla; Camelidae
Gene: SLC22A5
Product: solute carrier family 22 member 5
Biological process (GO): transmembrane transport; carnitine transport
Cellular component (GO): membrane
Molecular function (GO): transmembrane transporter activity; ATP binding
Source: RefSeq, a predicted model, not a curated record